UGGCGGUUCCCGGAGGCCUGGCCGUUCCCGGAGGCCUGGAGGUUCCCGGAGGCCUGGCGGUUCCCGGAGGCCUGGCCGUUCCCGGAGGCCUUCAAGGCCCAGAAGUUCCCGGACGGGCUCGAGGCCCAGCAGUCUCGGGACGGGCUCGAGGCCUAGUGAUUCCCGGAGGGCUUCAAGGCCCACCGAUAACCGGUGUCUAUCGGGCCAGGGCCCGGGGAAACCGCCGCAGGCCUUCUGGUGUUCGGUCUGUUGAAAAGUCCAUGCAAGCCAUGAGUUUAAUUCAUGAUGAAUCCGAAGAUAUUGAGGAACAGUUUAUAUUGCGUCUGCCUCCUGAACAUGCUUAUACUGUCAGGAAGAUGAUACAUUCUAGAGGUGCUGCCUUGAAGGAUAAACUAAAAAUCGACUUUUCUUCUGAUGGACGUAAUGCAGUUGUUCAGGUAGAAGAUGUCUCACUGUCUGCUAAGCUGGUUAAUUUGCCUUGUGUCAUCGAAAGCCUGAAAACUGUUGAUAGAAAAACAUUUUAUAAAACAGCAGAUAUUUCUCAGAUGCUUGUAUGCAGUUCUGAUAGUGAGCCUCGUCCUUUCCCGGAAGAACCAGUUGCUUCUACUGAUCCUCCUGUAACUGGAAAAGGUGAAGGGAAGACACAGAAAAAAAAAUAUAACUGGAAGCAUGGCAUUACUCCACCACUUAAGAAUGUCAGAAAGAAAAGGUUCCGGAAAACAGCAAAAAAGCUCCCCAGUGUCAAACAAAUGGAUGAAAUCAGCUUCAAUGAGUGCCCUGAAUCUCCAAAUGUGGAAAAAGAAAUGAAGAGACUGCUCUGCUCAGAUGCUGAAGCCAUCAGUGUCCGCUGGGAAGUCAUUGCUGAUGAUGAAACCAAGGAAAUAGAAAGUCAAGGAUGCAUCUCAGGCAUUUCAGGAACCCCACAAAUGAGUGGCCCUCCCUCAUCAGACUAUGAUAUGCUUCGAGAGAUGUUUGGUGAUUCUCGCAGUAACAGUAAUGAGGUGGAAGAUAAGGCUGAUAAAAUUGAAGCUGAGGAGGAUGAUGGAGAGGAGAGUGAUGAUGAUGACGACGACGACGAUGAAGAGGACGAAGAGGAAGAAGAAAAGAAGAUAGACAGCUGGGAAGCGGAAUUAGAAAGGGAGCUGCAAGCCAAAUUUAUUCAAUCUAGCUCCGAAGAAGCAAACAAAGACUAUGAUUACAGUUCAAUAAUCACAGGAAUUCAGAAAUUGAUUUAUUACAAAGAAAAAAAGCUUCAACAGAUUUAUAAGAAAGCACAACGACAGAAAGACCUCCUUAGGAAUGUGGAAAACUUGACCCUUAAGAGGCAUUUCCAGUAUGUUUUGGAGCAGCUUAACAUAUUGGAAAAACAAAAGUGGGAGGAGAUUUAUCACCUACAAGAACAACUGAAAUGUUUUCUGAAGGAGUAAGGAAACCCUCAGUCUAGCAUAUAAAGUGGAUUCACCUUCCAGAUGAAGACCGAGUGGAACCACGAGUUACUUUAUCUUGACCAACUGUAUUUGUUUAAUUGAAUAUUUUUCACUAGUUACAGUAAAUUUAAAGAUCAUAGUCAUGUAGAAGGGACAGUAUAAAAUGCACAGUAGGUUUAGAAACCCCACUCACCAUGAGAUUUUGUUUUACUUAGUCAAUUUGAGGUUAUAUAUGUGUGUGUAUAUAUCUUUGUCUUUCGUUCUAUGGUAUGAGAUCAUUCAACCAUGCUUGUCAAAGGCAGAUGGUGUAGCCUAGAAGGAUGUUUGACUGUUUUACAGAUAUUAGCUUUUGAAACUCUGUUUUAAGUAUUUCCUACAAUAUAGAAAAUAAUCAGCUUGUCAGGUUGAUAUCCCAGCAUUCAAAAGGCAGAAGCAGAAGGCUCACAGUUGAAGGCCAGCCUGGGAUACAUACGAAACCCUGUCUUAAAAAGCAAAACAAAAUAAAAAAUGAAAACACCCCUAAUUUCUA
This is a messenger RNA of Peromyscus eremicus (cactus mouse), 1956 nucleotides long. RefSeq names its product TATA-box binding protein associated factor 7 like (gene Taf7l). The transcript is spliced from 13 exons. Gene Ontology annotation, cellular component: transcription factor TFIID complex. NCBI's taxonomy places the organism in Eukaryota, Metazoa, Chordata, Mammalia, Rodentia, Cricetidae. Gene Ontology annotation, biological process: transcription initiation at RNA polymerase II promoter; RNA polymerase II preinitiation complex assembly. The record is from RefSeq and is a predicted model, not a curated record. Bases 261 to 1427 code for a protein of 388 amino acids. Gene Ontology annotation, molecular function: RNA polymerase II general transcription initiation factor activity.